Molecule: messenger RNA, 993 nt
Organism: Prunus armeniaca (apricot)
Lineage: Eukaryota; Viridiplantae; Streptophyta; Magnoliopsida; Rosales; Rosaceae
Source: the annotation of a GenBank genome assembly
AUGUCAGAGACAGCUCUGAGAGAUCUCAACGCCAUACCUGGAUCUGAGAAGAAGAAUGAAAGCUCUAGCAAAGGGAGCAUAACUAAGCCCUUAGCUGGGAAUGCUAAUGAAAAUCAGGAAGAAUGCCAGAAGAAAGCCACUGCUGCUUUGGGUGCACUUUCUAUAAAUGGUGCCGAAGUUGCGAAUACUGGUGUUGAGGUUGGAAUUGCAGAAGUAGAAUACAUUGAGUCAGAGAAUCUGAAUGAUCUAGAGGAUGUUGAUACAAGUCUCAAGACACUCGUAACUGGACUAGAAUCUAAAGAUUGGGUUCUGCUGUGUGAAGCACUCAAUAAUGUGCGUCGGUUUUCUAUAUUUCAUAAGGAAGCCAUGCUUGAUAUGUUGGGAGAUGUGAUCUCACUGGUGGUAAGGUCUCUGAAAAAUCCAAGAAGUGCUGUUUGCAAAACUGCAAUUAUGACAUCUGCAGAUAUUUUCAAUGCUUACAACGAUCUUGUAGUUGAUUCAUUGGACCCUCUGCUUCUACAACUGCUUCUUAAGUCUUCACAAGACAAACGAUUUGUAUGUGAAGCAGCCGAGAGAGCUUUAGUAGCGAUGACCACUUGGGUUUCCCCUCCAUUGCUGUUACCAAAGUUGCAACCGUAUCUGAAGAACAAAAAUCCUAGAGUUCGAGCAAAGGCAUCAAUGUGCUUUUGCCGAAGUGUUCCACGACUGGGCGUUGAAGGCAUCAAAGCUUAUGGGAUUGACAAAUUCAUUCAGACAGCUGCAUCACAGCUUAGUGACCAGCUUCCGGAGUCUAGGGAGGCUGCUCGAAUUCUCCUCCUGGAGCUGCAAACUGUUUAUGAGAAAUUUAAUGAUCUCACUCCAGCAUCAGUAUCUGAGCAUCCAGAACCGAGCUCUUGGGAGAACUUUUGUCAAUCAAAACUCUCGCCUCUUAGUGCACAAGCUGUUCUUCGGGUUACCAAUAUCUCUCGGGAAGGUCUCGUUAUGGGCUCCUGA